CCAUGGCCUCCUCGUCCGCCUCCGCACCCGAAUCCUUAGCGGGUUCGUACCCGAUACCCGUUUCCCCUCCGUACCCGGAGCUGUCGAGGGAGGUGGAGCUGAAGAGGGCCGGCGACGUGGUGUUCGAGGACACGUGGCUGGCCGUCGUCAACAAGCCCGCUGGGAUCUACUGCGAGGCUCUGCUCUCCUCUCUCGCCUCUCGUGUUGGAUCCAACACCAUCCAAUCCGACCUACACCUCGCUAACAGGCUAGACCGAGACACGAGCGGUCUAAUGGUCGUCACCAAAUCAAACAAAGUCGCAGCAAAACUCGUCAAGGCAUUCACCAACCGCAGGGUCAAGAAAACGUACCUCGCUCUCUGUAUCAGCCGUGCACCAAACUGGGACAAAAUCAGAAUAACCUCAGGCCACGGGAGAUCAAAGUUCGGAGCAUGGCGUGUUUACUCUCUCUCAGAUGUAGGCCGAUCUCUCCCUGGAGGAUCCACAGUUAGAGACAUGACCACUUCAUUCGAAGUUUUAUCAAUAAAUAACAAAGGGAAGUAUAGAGAACCUGCAGAUAUGGACACUGAUGAGUUCGAAUCGAUUGUGGUUGAAGGGAAAGGAGAAGAGCUUGAUAGAGAGGGUGAGGAUGUGAUUUUGGUGAGAGCUUACCCAAAGAGUGGGAGAACGCAUCAGAUACGUUUGCAUUGUCAGUAUCUUGGGAUACCAAUAAGAGGAGAUGUGAAAUAUUGCGGUGUUCGUGAAUGGGAAGGGAUGGCAUGUGAUGGGCAUGCAUUGCACGCUGAGAGUUUAUCGUUUGCGCAUCCGAUAACUGGGGAGUUUGUUCAGUUAUGUGCUCCAGUUCCUCUUUGGGUGGAGGAAUCUUUUGGCGAUGUGAGUUGAGUUUUCAAUCAUAGAAGCAAAAAUUAUGUCGAUUUCUUAAGGGAGAAGAGGAGAUUGUGUUGAAGAUUAUGAUCUUGUUUUACUGUAAUUUUGAGAAAGGAAGAAGAGCAAGCUCCUGAAAGAUUCUUUUUGCUAUUACCGUUUUUUUUAUGGAGGAGGAACAUUGAUUAUUUAUUCAAGCCUUGUUAUUUUUGAA
Messenger RNA from Asparagus officinalis (garden asparagus), 1077 nucleotides. Its product is annotated as RNA pseudouridine synthase 1. The record is from RefSeq and is a predicted model, not a curated record. Gene Ontology annotation, molecular function: RNA binding; pseudouridine synthase activity. NCBI's taxonomy places the organism in Eukaryota, Viridiplantae, Streptophyta, Magnoliopsida, Asparagales, Asparagaceae. Gene Ontology annotation, biological process: pseudouridine synthesis.